This is a messenger RNA of Galeopterus variegatus (Sunda flying lemur), 706 nucleotides long. RefSeq names its product nuclear pore complex protein Nup205-like. Lineage: Eukaryota; Metazoa; Chordata; Mammalia; Dermoptera; Cynocephalidae. The record is from RefSeq and is a predicted model, not a curated record. Gene Ontology annotation, molecular function: structural constituent of nuclear pore. Gene Ontology annotation, biological process: nuclear pore organization. The transcript has 4 exons. The annotation marks the transcript as partial. Gene Ontology annotation, cellular component: nuclear pore inner ring; nuclear pore.
CCAAAAAAUGUUCAACAGCAUGAGAAGGUUCAGAAGGCCAGUACAGAAGGAGUCGCCAUCCAGGGUCAACAGGGGACCCGACUUCUUCCUGAACAGCUCAUUAAAGAAGCCUUUAUUCUCAGUGACCUAUUUGAUAUUGGAGAAUUGGCAGCUGUUGAGCUUCUCCUUGCUGGAGAGCACCAACAGCCACAUUUUCCUGGCCUCACCAGAGGAUUAGUAGCUGUUCUUUUAUACUGGGAUGGAAAGCGGUGCAUUGCAAAUUCCCUGAAAGCCCUGAUACAGUCUAGACGAGGAAAGACAUGGACCCUGGAACUCAGUCCUGAGCUGGUUUCCAUGACAACACGCUUUACAGAUGAGCUGAUGGAGCAAGGAUUGACUUAUAAAGUCCUUACUCUGGUGUCACAGAUUGAUGUGAAUAAUGAGUUUGAGAAACUACAGCGAGAGAGAGGUUUGGGCAGUGAAAAACAUCGCAAAGAGGUUUCUGAUCUCAUCAAGGAGUGCAGGCAGUCUUUGGCAGAAAGCCUUUUUGCCUGGGCUUGCCAGUCACCUUUAGGCAAAGAUGACACCCUCCUCCUUAUUGGACAUUUGGAAAGAGUGACAGUUGAAGCAAAUGGCUCUCUGGAUGCAGUGAAUCUGGCUCUUCUUAUGGCGCUUCUGUACUGCUUUGAUAUCAGUUUUAUAGAACAAAGCACAGAGGAACGAGAUG